AUGGACAUGCUGAAAGAGUUGCAUAUUAACAUUCCUUUCACUGAAGCGAUUGAACAGAUACCAAAGUAUGCGAAGUAUCUGAAGGACAUGGUGACGAAGAAAAUAAGCACUGGUAAGUUCGCAACGGUGGCAUUAACGCAAAGUUCAAAAUCCAUAAUUCCACCAAAAAUGCGCGACCCUGGAAGUUUCACAAUACCCUGCUCGAUCGGUGAGCUAUACAUUGGUCAAGGGCUUUGCGAUCUCGGAGCCAGCAUCAACUUAAUGCCCCUGUCAAUUUUUAAGCAGCUGAAUGUGGGACAGUUGGUGCCUAUGACGGUGACUCUCCAGCUAGCUGACAGAUCCCUUGUGCAUCCAGAAGGAAAGUUGAAGGAUGUACUGGUCAUGAUCGACAAAUUUGUAUUACUGACAUACUUCAUCAACCUGGAUUAUGAAGCGGACAAGGAUGUACCCAUCAUCCUGGGAUGA
Benincasa hispida (wax gourd) is the source of this 465-nucleotide messenger RNA. RefSeq lists its product as uncharacterized. The record is from RefSeq and is a predicted model, not a curated record. NCBI's taxonomy places the organism in Eukaryota, Viridiplantae, Streptophyta, Magnoliopsida, Cucurbitales, Cucurbitaceae.